This is a messenger RNA of Coregonus clupeaformis (lake whitefish), 2799 nucleotides long. Its product is annotated as 5'-AMP-activated protein kinase subunit beta-2. Gene Ontology annotation, cellular component: cytoplasm; nucleus; nucleotide-activated protein kinase complex. NCBI's taxonomy places the organism in Eukaryota, Metazoa, Chordata, Actinopteri, Salmoniformes, Salmonidae. The coding region runs from base 262 to 1062 and encodes 266 amino acids. Gene Ontology annotation, molecular function: protein kinase binding. Gene Ontology annotation, biological process: signal transduction. The record is from RefSeq and is a predicted model, not a curated record. The transcript has 9 exons.
AGAUAAGGGAAGGCAAGUUUAAAAUGAAAACACGCUAGCCAGACAAGCCAGUGUAUGAAUCAACUGUAUUUGCAUAUGAACGGAGUGGAAAUUAGCUGACUUUGUGAUCUGUAAGUUUUUCCUGGUGGGGUAUCCGUAGUUGGUGAUACGCAUUGUGAAGAAGAAUGUUGAUGUUGUCAAAGUUGAAGAAGAGGACCCAGUGGUAAUCAAACUUCAAAUCGUGUCAUUUGCUUGUCCUGGCUGGAGACUGAGUGAAGGAUCAUGGGUAACACAGGUGACCGGAUGUCCGGCGACCGCCAUGGCGCCAAGGCCCAUCGAUCAGACAGCAGAGGCAGCGACAAAGACCAUGAGCCCAGCAAGAUGGUGGACAGCACCGACGAUCCUAACAUCUUCAACACACAUGGACUGGGGUCCUCCAAGGCGUCAGACAAGGAGGAGCCUGAUCUGGAUGACUUGGUGAAGACGGGGCCUCAGUCCAGACCUACAGUCAUCCGCUGGGCCGGAGGAGGGAAGGAGGUCUACAUCGCUGGCUCCUUCAACAACUGGGGCAACAAGAUCCCCCUCAAUAAAAGCCACAAUGACUUUGUAGCGAUCCUGGACUUGCCAGAGGGAGAGCACCAGUACAAGUUCUUUGUGGAUGGACAGUGGGUCCAUGACCCCUCAGAGCCAGUGGUGACCAGCCAGUUGGGCACCAUCAACAACCUGAUCGAGGUGAAGCAGUCAGACUUUGAGGUGUUUGAUGCGCUGCAGGUGGACUCUCUGGAGUCCACUGACACCUCAGAUCUGUCCAGCUCCCCUCCAGGGCCAUAUGGACAGGAGCAGUACAUGUUCAGGCCUGAGGAACGCUUCAAAGCCCCGCCCAUCCUCCCCCCACACCUCCUCCAAGUCAUCCUCAACAAGGACACCAACAUCUCUUGCGACCCAGCCUUGCUGCCUGAACCCAACCACGUGAUGCUCAACCACCUUUAUGCUCUCUCAAUAAAGGAUGGAGUGAUGGUGCUCAGUGCGACUCACAGAUAUAAGAAGAAGUACGUCACAUCUCUGCUAUACAAGCCCAUCUAACCUGUCUGUGUAGGUGCACAGUGCUAUAGAGGGCAGCAUGUUAAAACUGUACUGGGUUUAACCAUCAUGUGUAGCUGAGAUUGCACUAAACUAACAGUUUACUGAUGAGCUGGGGGCCUGUGGCUGAGACUGGGGGCAAAUCUCAAAGGACACCCUUUUCCUUGUACAGUGACCUACAGGGCUCCACAAAGGGCUCAAAGUAAUGCAUUCUAUGGGGAGUAGGGUGUCAUUUGAGUCUCAGCCUGUGACCCUCACAAAUGAAAAUACUUUGCAUCCACAGUUUGACGGCGAUAAGAAAAGGGACUGAGAAGGAAACCACUGUGUGUUUGUGUGUAGCACUUAGAUUCUUUGCAUGCGGGUGUGUAGAAAGGACAUUUGGUUCCAUUACAAACAUGAAGGUUUGAAGAAAAGUCUGCUGAUGGGACUUGGAAAUGCAUAUAAUCAAGAUUGUUUUAUUAAAUGAGCUUUUAAAGGAUAUGAACACGGAAAGAGGGCCGUUGAAGGUUGCUGACUUGGAUUAUCCUGCACUCCCAUUCUUUGUCUAUUAUUGCUGUAGUUGGACAGUGACUGGAGGAAUUGGAGGUUCAUGCAGGGUAUUCCUUGUUUGAUCCCAAUGGGACGAUGACCACUAAUCUAAUCAUGAUAUGCAAUUGGAUAGGCUGUACAUUGAACUGAGUUGUAAUUCAGUUAAAGUGUAACAAACAAUGGACAUUAUAUAGUAUAUCCCAUUUAAGCCCACCCACUGGGCACAUACUGGUUGAAUCAACGUUGUUUCCACAUCAUUUCAAUGAAAUUACGUCUGUGCCCAGUGGGAUAUGAUUGACAAUUUUAAAAUGUGAAAAUCCAUUUAAACUACUGUAAAGAGUCCUCGUUAACUAGAAAAUAUUAACUCUGGGUUCUAGUUGUGGAAUGUUGGGUCGUGGCUGUAAACCUGUGCUUAGUUCUGCUAUUGCCUUUAUGACACAAUGCUGCAAGCACUUUAGUUACCCACCCAUGUGUCUCCAACAAAUGCUUUGAGCAGGACUGUUGACAUAAGCUUUUAACUAUGCAGAUAUAUACGGACAAAUAUUGUACAGUAGCUUUAUAUUGGACCUCAGUGUCCAAGCUGCAUUUUAUAGGCCUAGAUACAGCAAUGGCUAUGCUACGUGUAUCUCUCUAGCCUAUUUUCUAUUUAUCCAAUAGGAAUCUAUUUCUGUGUGCCAUAUUUAUAGCUUAAACUCCCAAAUAAUGGUUUGUCUUGAAUGUUGUGCAUGAAUUGAAUGUCUAGUAUGAACCGUUUAUUAUGGAAUAUGUGGUGGAUCUCACAAGUGUGGUCUUAUUAUGGAUUUCAAUCAAGAUUCGAAAAUGUUAUUCAGUAAAGUGAAAAAUGGCCAAUGUUGAUUUCUUAACAAUGUGAAAAAGGGUAAUUUACUUUCAUGAAGAUUGUUACAUUUGAGAAUUCUGUGAAUCUAACUUCACAUUUUUGACCAUAAGCCAUUUCAUAUUUGUACUUUGUAAGAGUAAUGUACCUGUUGCUUGUGAUACCAAUAGUCAAUGUGGGCUGAUAUGUAGGUAAUAUACUCCAAAGAGAAUACAGAUAAUAUAUAAUGAUAUAUGAGAGAUUUUAUUUGAAGAAACUGAGUUAAGAAACUUUGACUGAAAGCCAUAUCUCACUCUGAGACUAUACACAGUGUACAAAACAUUAGGAACACCUUCCUAAUAUUGAGUUGCACCCCCUUUUGCCCUCACCCUCAAUUC